Pan troglodytes (chimpanzee) is the source of this 4058-nucleotide messenger RNA. RefSeq names its product serine protease 3 (gene PRSS3). Gene Ontology annotation, molecular function: serine-type endopeptidase activity. The record is from RefSeq and is a predicted model, not a curated record. The transcript is spliced from 5 exons. The coding region runs from base 3246 to 4007 and encodes 253 amino acids. NCBI's taxonomy places the organism in Eukaryota, Metazoa, Chordata, Mammalia, Primates, Hominidae. Gene Ontology annotation, biological process: proteolysis.
GGAGUCUCGCUCUGUCACCCAGGCUGGAGUGCAGUGGCGCGAUCUUGGCUCACUGCAAGUUCCGCCUCCCGGGUUCACACGAUUCUCCUGCCUCAGCCUCCCGAGUAGCUGGGACUACAGGGGCCCGCCACUACGCCCGGCUAACUUUUUGUAUUUUUAGUAGAGACGGGGUUUCACCUUGGUCUCGAUCUCCUGACCUCGUGAUCCGCCCGCCUCGGCCUCCCAAAGUGCUGGGAUUACAGGCGUGAGCCACCGUGUCCGGCCAUGUGCAUCCCAUUUCUAUACCUCCUCACAUGUGCAUAAAUGCAUGCACGUGUACUCACGAAUGCACUGAAACAAGAACCUUUUCUAUCUUCUUCAUUGCUGCUUCCAAAUAGCCUAGAAGAACUCCUGGAAUAUCACUCCAGGAAUUCAAUAAAUAUUUGUGAGUAAAUAAAUAUGAUUUCAAAGAAAAGAGGAAAAUUUAUACAGCUGCAGUGGAUUUCCCUGGAGGAAAACUCUACAAAGGCAUUUGAGUUUAGAUAAUCUAAGCCCAUAAGAAAAUUAACUAGAUUAUUCUAACAGGAAAGGAAUAAGCACUUCAAACUUUAUAUUUUUUAUUCUUGUUUCAAAUUUAUGUUUUAGUUGCGGGGAGGAUAGGAAAAGAUUAAAGGACACAAAAUUACAGCUAGAUAGGAGGAAUAACUUCCAGUGUUUUACAGAACUGUAUGAAGACUACAGAUAACUAGCUUUGUAUUUGAAUAGAAAGGUACACAUGUCAUGUGCCAAUCCCCUUCUGCUGCCUUACCCAAGACUGGGAAAUGGAACAGAUGAUAUGGGUUCUACAGAGAAGCAAAGUGCAGAACCUGCUCAAACACAGUGGCUCUGGGGUGGAAGGUUCUCAAUUGGAAUUGUGCUGGUGGCUGUGUGGAUGGAGCACUCAGUUCUGAGCCUUGGGAGCCUUUUGAAGGCCCUCCUGGCCAAGAUGAUCUUGAGGAAAUGACUGACCCAUUGGCUGCCUUCCAAAUGGAUGACACAGUCUAGACUUUUAUAAGCUAAAUGAGUAGAAGGAACCCGGUUGACUGGAUUUAUCAGCAAACCCAGCUUGUGAGCCUCAAUUUAGAGCUAGUAUAAUUUAGAAAAAUAAAUACAUACAUCAUAUAUUAAACUCUGAGUAUCAUGAAACAGAUCCUAGAUGUUACAAUCAUAAGAAUCUAUAUGGGUGUUUCUCCUGCACUCUGUCCUGGCUUUCUUCUGCUUCCUGUCUAAGGGAGCCUGGACUCACUUAAGCAGCUCUAAUAGGCCAAACAAGAGAGUGGUCAAGGAGUGGCUGAAAUGUGAACAGAAAGACUCACCAUUAUAUUACAGCAAUCAAUCUAUCCUUAAAAUAAUUUAGGUUUAGUCUCAAGUGCUAGAGGCUUCCCCAUUUACCCAUACAUGGAAGCCUGAAGAAUAAACAGAACUAUAAACUUCCCUCCGGGCAUAAAACUUGCAUGUCUUCCAUGGCUUCAAGGUGGGGAGCAGCUGGGCAGGCAGAAGGAGGGGCAAGGGGCAGGCAAGAGGAGGGGCAGGAGGCAGGCAGGGAGGAAUGGGCUACUCCAUUUAGCUGAUCAGCCUUGACCAGUUCAUGCUCUGCGACUCCAUAUUACAAGUCAGACUUUUCUGGAUCAUACAGAGCACUCCCUUCACUCUCCAGAUUCAGUGAUUCCUGGGGUGAGAUAGUAACAAAAACAAUUCCUUAUUGGAUAAAGAGAAAUUGUGCCGUGGGGGAGAUAAGAAGCUUAGAAAAAAAGAAAAAUAAUGGAUGAGGAGAGGAGCUGGGAGUUUGGGGGGAAGACAGCCUAAAAUCUGACAAUCUGUUUGCAGAAUGAUAAAGGAUACUGGAACCCAAGGAGGAGUUGACUAAGAGCUUAGGAGAAAGAUCUGGUGGGAUUUGGAGAAGAAAGUGUUAAAAAAAAAAAAAAGAAUUUGGAAUCUGACACUUUUCAGACUACUAUGAGGUCUGAAAGACUCAUGUAGCAACAUGAAGAGGAACAAACUUUGUCUGAAUAGGGAAGGUUCUAGUAGGAUCUUUGCUGGAGAAGUCACUUGAACUCUGAGUUUUAGAUUGUUGAUUUGUAAAAAGGCUGCUGCCUACCACCUCAGUGAGGGUGCACCAAGGAUCAGCUCAGAGGAGGCAAAGCAGAAUGCCCUAUGGCAGAGCAUGGAGGCCCUAGAGUCAGACCACCAUACUUACAUCCCAUCUUUAAAACCUACUGGCUGUGUGGCCUUGAGCAAGUCACUUUACCUCCAGAAAGCUCAUUUAAUCACCUGGAAAAUGGGCAAUCGCAUAAGUGGUUGUAAUGUAAAAUGAAGAAAAAAUUCUUAACUUACAUGAGUUACAUGCUGUAUAGUAACAUGGUAUAUAGUAAGCACACAGAAAUGAUUCACUGUUAUCAAAAUUGAAGGACAGUGGUUUGAUGUGCUAAGCACUCAAUACAAGCCAGAAAGAUGUCUUAGAGAAGAAGACAAAGAAAUCUCUAGUUCAGGAUGAAGAGUAACAAGAAUGGCAUGUCCUCCAAAUUGAGCUUGGGCAGCUGGAUCUGAACCUAUCCUACACAUCUGAGUCUACAGUAUGAGGUAACAGUCUCCACCUAUAGCUAUCUUCUCUGCCUGUAAGGUCACUCCUUUUUGAAGAAAGCUGACCUCAGACUAUAUUGUGAUCAUUUAAGGAAGACCGCAAAAUACUGGAGAAGGCUAAUCUUCAAGCUCUAGAUACAGAAAAACCUCAUAUUCUUGGGUGUUCCUUUCAGACAGAGUCAGAGCCACAAGCACUGAUCCAAAAAUCCCCUUCUCCAAAAAAAGUUUCCAUCUUCUGCCAAGGUUCACCUCCCUCUUUAGUGCACACCGGUGUCUACAGUUGCUACAGCAAGAGUCUUUCCUUAUCCUCUAAGGCAGGAGUUGUGUGAAGACCCCAUGACAAGGGGACAAAAUGAAACAACAUGUUUAGGGGCAACACAGGAAAAACCCAUGUUAUCAAUGCUCCAAAACCUGGCUACCUCAGGCUUGGCCAGUCAUUCGUGAGCAGAGAGGUGUGUCAUCUACAUGGCAGUCAUGGCCUGGAUGGGUCUGGAACUGUGGCAAGGGAAGUCUCUGAGACAAGGUGCCAGGAGAAAGAUGAAUUCAAUCAUCUAUUUCUGCCAGGAAGAAAAGCAGGAGGAAGGAAUCAGAUGCACAGUUUGUCCUCUGGGGACCUCUGCCUUGAUCCUCAAUAAAUCUCCUUUUAGAUGUCACCUGCAGCAAUUCCCACACUUCACAACGAUCUCCAUGGCUUCCGUUGGCCUUAUGUUGCUGUCCCCUUUGACGAUGAUGACAAGAUCGUUGGGGGCUACACCUGUGAGAAUUCUCUCCCCUACCAGGUGUCCCUGAAUUCUGGCUCCCACUUCUGCGGUGGCUCCCUCAUCAGCGAACAGUGGGUGGUAUCAGCAGCUCACUGCUACAAGACCCGCAUCCAGGUGAGACUGGGAGAGCACAACAUCAAAGUCCUGGAGGGGAAUGAGCAGUUCAUCAAUGCGGCCAAGAUCAUCCGCCACCCCAAAUACAACAGGGACACUCUGGACAAUGACAUCAUGCUGAUCAAACUCUCCUCACCUGCCGUCAUCAAUGCCCGCGUGUCCACCAUCUCUCUGCCCACCGCCCCUGCAGCUGCUGGCACUGAGUGCCUCAUCUCCGGCUGGGGCAACACUCUGAGCUUUGGUGCUGACUACCCAGACGAGCUGAAGUGCCUGGAUGCUCCGGUGCUGACCCAGGCUGAGUGUAAAGCCUCCUACCCUGGAAAGAUUACCAACAGCAUGUUCUGUGUGGGCUUCCUUGAGGGAGGCAAGGAUUCCUGCCAGCGUGACUCUGGUGGCCCUGUGGUCUGCAACGGACAGCUCCAAGGAGUUGUCUCCUGGGGCCAUGGCUGUGCCUGGAAGAACAGGCCUGGAGUCUACACCAAGGUCUACAACUAUGUGGACUGGAUUAAGGACACCAUCGCUGCCAACAGCUAAAGCCCCCGGUCCCUCUGCAGUCUCUAUACCAAUAAAGUGGCCCUGCUCUCA